Patiria miniata (bat star) is the source of this 2673-nucleotide messenger RNA. RefSeq lists its product as uncharacterized. Lineage: Eukaryota; Metazoa; Echinodermata; Asteroidea; Valvatida; Asterinidae. The transcript has 4 exons. The coding region runs from base 1 to 2673 and encodes 890 amino acids. The record is from RefSeq and is a predicted model, not a curated record.
AUGUACAACUUCUCUCUGGACUACUACCUUAUCGUGGUGGAGGAGUUUGUGCACCUCAGUGACCCUGAGAGCUAUGCUGGCAGGAGUUCUUUUACUCCUAGCAGGGCCACCCAAGCCAGACAGCAACCUGCCGCCAUCUCUCCUCGCCUCAUGUCCUUGCGCAUGUGUCUGAGCACUGGUUACGUCACUUUAAUCUCUGCUUAUGCACCUACCCUGACGUCUACCCCAGAGUCUAAAGACGACUUCUAUCUUCAGCUUAGUGAGUUGUUGCACAAUAUCCCGGCUGGUGAUGGCAUCAUUCUCCUUGGGGACUUCAAUGCCCGCAUUGGUUCUGACUGCAGUGCGUGGAAGAAUGUAAUUGGCCCGCAUGGUGUUGGGAGAAUGAACGACAAUGGUCAACGUCUCCUCGAGCUCUGCGCUUCGUACAACCUAUGCAUUGCCAACACCUUCUUCGCAGGCUCUGUUCGCUCCAAGGUCACCUGGAAACACCCUCGCUCACAGCACUGGCACCAACUGGACCACAUCAUUGUCAGACAGAGACAACUGCGCGAUACCACCCACUGCCGCAGCUUGCAUUCUGCUGAUUGCAAUACAGACCAUGCCCUUGUUCGCUGUAAGCUUCGUUUACUACUCAAGAAGUUCCAUCGUGCAACGCAUAGACCAUUGCCUGCUAUUGACACUGUCUCAACUCACGACAUCAGUCAUGUUACUCAGUUUCAAGAGCUCCUUUCUGGUAACUUCAGCUCAGCACCAAUCUCUGCCAACCCUGAAGGUGCUUGGUCUAGGUUCCGUUCAGUAGUCUACAACAGUGCUGUGUCUGCCUUUGGUCGCUGCUCACGAAAGCAACCUGACUGGUUCCGGGACAGCGCGGACAUACUGCUCCCUGCACCAGAGAACAAACGGUCAGCCAGAAACAAAUGCCGCUUGAUCAACACACGCUCCUCAAAAGCUGCCCUUCGGGCUGCCAAGAGCACUGUCCAGCGUCUUACUCGAGCAGCUUUGCAACGCUACUGGUCUCACCUAAGUGAUCGCAUCCAACGUUGUGCCGACUCUGGUGAUCUACGCGGCUUGUACCAAGGCAUUAAGGAGGCAAUUGGUCCUACCCCAAAGAAAUCUGCUCCUUUACUGUCGUCCACUGGUGCCAUCCUCACAGACCAAACAGCACAGCUUGACCGGUGGGUAGAGCACUAUAGCUCACUUUACAACAGCGAUGCUGCACUUCCCAUCCUGAAAGAGGUGGACAAUUCCAUCACCUUGGAAGAAGUGAAACAUGCCAUCAACGGCUUAAAGAACAACAAGGCUCCUGGCACUGAUAGCAUCCCUCCAGAGGUCAUUGCCAACAGAAUCCUUCCCGAAAGCCAGUGUGGCUUCCGCCCAUCCCGCUCCACUGUUGACAUGGUGUUUUCCUUGAGACAACUCCAGGAGAAGUGUGUUGAACAGCGGCGACCUCUGUACAUGGUCUUCAUCGACUUGACUAAGGCCUUUGAUAACGUGAGUCGUUCAGGCCUGUUUUCCAUCCUAAAGCGCUUGGGCUGCCCAGAUAGGUAUUUGUCUAUUCUGAUGUGUUUUCAUGACGACAUGCACGCCACAGUCCAGUUCAAUGGCUCAAGAUCUGCUAAGUUUGAAGUUCGUCGGGGCGUCAAGCAGGGGUGUGUACUUGCUCCUACCCUGUUUGGGAUCUUUUUCUCAGCCCUGCUACACCGUGCAUUUCCUGAACCAUCUGGUAUCCUACUUCACACACGCAGCUCCGGGAAUUUCUUCGACCUGUCCCGUCUCCGUGCCAGGACGAAGAUUCGGCAUGUUCUCAUCCGGGAACUCCUGUAUGCUGACGAUGCUGCCAUUGUUGCCCACUCAGCAGAUGAGCUUCAACAUCUCUGCAACUCAUUUGCCAGUGCUUGCUCGGAGUUUGGCAUGAUCAUCAGCCUUGGCAAGACAAUGGUGUUAUCGCAAGGCCCAGGUCCCCCUCCCAUGAUCACCAUCAAUGGCACACCUCUGAGCGUGGUCAACAAAUUUCAGUAUCUGGGUUCUACAGUUACCAGCACCAACUCCCUGGAUACCGAACUUGACUCCCGAAUAGGUAGGGCUGCAACCACCUUUGGCCGACUCCGUGCUCGUGUUUGGGACAACCGGGCCCUUUCCAUCAAGCUGAAGAUCCGCAUCUACGUAUCCUGUGUGCUUAGUGUGCUUCUCUACUGCAGUGAGUCAUGGCCGACCUACCGCCGUCAGGAACGUCGACUGAACGCGUUCCAUUUCCGCUGCCUACGUUCAAUUCUUGGAAUCUCCUGGCAAGACCGAGUCUCAAACCCUGCCAUUCUUGAGCUCACAGGAGUCAACGACAUGUUCACAUUGCUGUCAGCUCGCCGCCUUCGUUGGUCUGGUCAUGUCUGCAGACAAGAGGACGGUCGACUGCCGAAGGACAUCUUCUUUGGGGAGCUGGCUCAUGCUCAUCGCCCCCGAGGUCGUCCAAAAAUCCGUUACAAGGAUGUUCUAAAGCGUGAUCUGCGAACCUUCCGAAUCCCAGUCACCUCCUGGCAGACCGUGGUGCAGGACCGCACUCGUUGGCGAUCCGCUGUCCAUCUUGGCCGCUCUGCUUCCUCUGCCGCCUAUAUUGCUGAUUGCGAGAAUCGUCGUGCAGCUAGACACCGAGCUACAUCGUCGUAUUCGACGGGAUAG